Molecule: messenger RNA, 4000 nt
Organism: Pelodiscus sinensis (Chinese soft-shelled turtle)
Lineage: Eukaryota; Metazoa; Chordata; Testudines; Trionychidae
Gene: CHD1L
Product: chromodomain helicase DNA binding protein 1 like
Biological process (GO): chromatin remodeling; DNA repair
Cellular component (GO): nucleus
Molecular function (GO): DNA helicase activity; ATP binding
Source: RefSeq, a predicted model, not a curated record
UAAGGGAAAAAAUGCAGCGUGGCGAUUGUUCCAUAGGAGGUUAAAGGGGACGCGGGGUGGUGGCUUGUGCUGGCAGGCUGCAGGGGAAGUGAACGCAUUCAGGAGGGAGGGCAAACGAGAAUUGUUUGUUUUUCUCCAGUUUCUGUUCUUCUUGCAUUAGGUAUCCCUUAGUGCACAGUGGAUUUCACCGUUUCCUCUACGUAGUCAGUUACGCCUCCUCCUUUUUAAGCUAUACUUGUGUGCAAAACAGAGCCUCGGUCCUUUGAUUUUCCCACCUGAUUACCAUUAUGAUGUGAAGAUCAAUUGAUCUUAGUGGAUCAAUUCACUUGUAUAAAAGUUAAGCAGGUGCACAGCUAUUAGCAUGCCCAAGCCCGAUUACGUUCCUCCAUUUUGUUUUCCUCAUAGUGACCCGGGGAGAGAAUGAACUACAACUGGGGAAAAUGACAGGAAGUCCGAUGAUCGUUUUAAACUUUUCCCCCUUUUGACUAGGGGUUCCAGCUGAUUAGUUGUGGGGUGCUCGGAUGGAAUGCGCGGGAGAAACGCGAUGUAUUAUGAAAGGCGCUUAACUCUUUAUUUCUAACAACUGAGAAGAAACCAAUGAGAAUGGGUUGAGAAGGCGGAAAAUCCUGCGGCGUUGCAAAUUCCCCUCCUGGACAGCAACAGCUACUUCGUGAGCUGAAGCACCGACAGCAAAAAGGCAGCCCCUUUGCAUAGGGGAGCGGAGAGAGGUGUUAAACCAAACCGCACACCUCAUGAGGGGAACCACUUCAAACCAGGGCACCUCUAAUUCCAGCACCUGCUUUACAUGCCUGCAAGCUGCUUUACAGCAUCCCAGCUGGUAGGCUGGGGAAAACGCUAGCGACUCAUCCAAUCCACAGCUCGGAGCGCUGGCUACCCAAUGAAGGGAGCCGUCUUGUGAACCCAGCCAACCCAAGGCUGCAGGGAGGAUCUGGCGAAGGGCCGCGCUUCACUCAGCCAAUGUCAGGACCGCUCUUGCCAGCCUUCCGGGACAGCGCUGCUAGGUCAAAGGAGGGUGCCCUGUAUGUGCUGCGGCCCUGGGCUGAGCAGCGGGGAGGGGAGCCUGUAGGGUGCGCCUCACCCGGGAAAAGAGGAGGGUCUGUAGAUCGCGAUGUCUCACUUCUUCCAAGCCCUGUGCAAUAAACCCAAAGCAAGGCCGGGCGGGCCAGGCAUUCAGGAGAAGGACUUGCACCAAUGGGGGCUGACAGGUAUCCAGCUACGCUCCUACCAAAUGGAAGGAGUAAAGUGGCUUAUACAGUGCUACGAAAUUCAGUGUGGCUGCAUCCUUGGUGAUGAGAUGGGUCUUGGAAAAACUUGUCAGACUAUUGCUCUGCUUGUUUAUUUGACUGGAAAGUUAAACAAAAGGCCAUUUCUGAUUCUUUGUCCUCUAUCUGUGUUGAGCAACUGGAAGGAGGAGCUGGAGAGAUUUGCUCCAGGUCUUUCCUAUGUGGCGUAUGCAGGAGACAAGGAGGAAAGGGCCAAGCUGCAGUGGGACCUGAAAGCGCAUUCUCAUUUCCAUGUGCUGUUAACUACAUAUGAGAUUUGCCUAAAAGAUGGAGCAUUUCUAAAAUCUUUUAACUGGGCUGCUCUGGUUGUGGAUGAAGCCCACCGACUGAAAAAUCAGAACUCACUGCUGCACAAGACACUUUCAGAGUUUUCAGUGGGCUUCAGCCUCCUGCUCACCGGCACGCCUGUUCAGAACAGUCUCCAGGAACUGUACUCCCUGCUCAGUUUUAUUGAGCCUGGUAUCUUUCCUAAAGAACAAGUGGAAGAGUUUGUUCAGUGUUAUCAUGGGAUUGAAAAGGAGAGCAAGCCAGCCAAAGAAUUGCACUGUCUUCUGCAGCCCUUCUUGCUUAGGAGGGUGAAAGCUGAGGUCACAGCAGAGCUGCCUAAGAAGGUAGAAGUGGUUCUGUAUCAUGGGAUGUCAGCUCUGCAGAGAAAAUACUACAAAGCUAUUUUGAUGAAAGAUCUAGAUGCAUUUGAAAAUGAAGCAGGGAGGAAAGUUAGACUUCAGAAUGUCUUAAUUCAGCUUCGAAAGUGUGUAGCCCAUCCAUACCUGUUCAGUGGUGUCGAACCAGAGCCCUUCGAAAUUGGAGACCACCUCAUUGAAGCCAGUGGGAAGCUGUGCUUGUUGGACAAACUCCUUUCAUUCUUGUAUGCUGGUGGCCAUCGGGUCUUGUUGUUUUCUCAGAUGACUCGGAUGCUGGAUAUUCUGCAAGACUACAUGGACUAUAGAGGCUACAGCUAUGAACGACUGGAUGGAUCCGUCCGAGGGGAAGAGAGGCACCUCGCCAUUAAGAAUUUUGGCCAGCAGCCCAUUUUUAUUUUCCUACUGAGCACCAGGGCAGGUGGAGUCGGCAUGAAUCUAACUGCAGCAGAUACAGUCAUUUUUGUUGAUAGCGAUUUUAACCCACAAAAUGACUUGCAAGCCACCGCGAGAGCUCACAGGAUUGGCCAGAACAAGCCUGUAAAAAUCAUCCGCUUCAUUGGACGGGACACCGUCGAAGAAAUAAUCUACCGCCGAGCUGCGUCGAAGCUCCAGCUUACGAACGCCAUUAUUGAAGGGGGGCAGUUUGCUCUCGGAGCACCCACAUCCCAGGAAGCAGCAGACGUGCAGCUGAGUGAAAUCCUGAAGUUUGGUUUGGAUAAGCUGCUCUCCUCUGAAGAGAGCACCAUCCAAGAUGUGGACCUGGAAAAUAUCCUUGGAGAGACAAAAGAAGGAGUGUGGGUAAUGGAUGCUGUGCUACCAAGUGAAGAGGAAAGCAGAGUGCGAGAUACAGAAAAUCAUAUGUACCUAUAUGAAGGCAGAGAUUAUUCGAAAGAACCCAGCAGAGAAGACAGAAGAGCAUUUGAUCAGUUGAUGGAUCUUCAGAAAGUCCUUGAAGAGACCAACAAAGGAGGAAGAGCCCUCCGAAAUAAAGCAACUGUCCUUGUCACAGGUCUUCAGGAGGUGUCUGCCAAGAGGAAACAUGUGCUGAGCCCAGAAGAGCUGGAGGCCCGGAGGAGGAAACGACAGGAGGCAGCAGCAAAGAGAGCACGGCUCUUGGAAGAAAAGAAACAGAAGAAAGUAGAAGCCGAACACAAGAAAAAGAUGGCCUGGUGGGAGGCAAAUCACUACAGAUCCCCCUGCCUGCCCUCGGAAGAGAGCGACUCAGAGGACGCCUUUGAGGAGGGGGAGGACGGGCUGGAUGUGGCGGUAGAUGACACAGACACCGAGCUGAACUCCAUCCAGUAUGUGAUGGGGGAUGUUACCCACCCCAGAGCGGAAGAGGAGGAUGCAAUCCUUGUCCACUGCAUAGAUGAUUCCGGCCGCUGGGGACGGGGAGGUUUGUUUACAGCUCUGGAGGUUCGUUCCGAUCAGCCCAGGAAAAUAUAUGAGCUGGCAGGGAGAAUGAAAGACUUGGCACUGGGAAGAACCCUCUUAUUCCCCAUUGACGAUAAAGAAUCCAGAAAUAAAGGCCAGGAUUUGUUGGCCCUGAUUGUGGCACAGCACCGGGAUCGGUCCAACAUCCUGUCUGGCAUUAAGCUGUCUGCUUUGGAAGAGGGCUUAAAGAAGAUUUAUUUAGCAGCCAAGAAGAGGAAUGCAAGCAUCCAUCUUCCACGAAUCGGACAUGCAACAAAAGGUUUUAACUGGUAUGGUACUGAGCGGCUCAUCCGAAAAUAUUUAGCCACAAGGGGAAUCCCCACAUUUAUAUACUACUUUCCUAGGAAUAAAGCUUCUUCCUCUUCACAGCCAUCUACAGCUUCGGGCACAAGCUCAAACCCAGGAAGGUCCAAUGAUUUAACUCAGAAGUGUAUUGAUCUUUAAAAGCCCACAGUCUCUUCAACAUCACAUCUACAGACAGGCUGUAUUUAUGUAGCGUCUCUGAAGCAGAUCCAAAGUCACUGUUGCCCUUCAGGUUUCUAUACCUCCAUAGUUCAGAAUGGUUUUUGUAUUAAUUCUGGAACUGAAUUCCAUUAAACUGUCUUCAAAUUCAAAAGG